Messenger RNA from Schistosoma margrebowiei, 11714 nucleotides. NCBI's taxonomy places the organism in Eukaryota, Metazoa, Platyhelminthes, Trematoda, Strigeidida, Schistosomatidae. The record is from the annotation of a GenBank genome assembly.
AAAUGAACAAUCAUUUGAGAGGAUUGUAUAAAUAUUUAAUAAAUUUCUUGAAAUUUUAUAUAUAACAUACAAAUUGUAUGGAAAAUAACAGAUGUCUUCAAACCCAAGUCAGAGUGUUCAAACGUUGGGUGAAUGUAUUACUGAAACAGGCAAAUGCCAAGGAAAUCAAUGAUGUAUUGGAAAUAUUUACUGAUCAUGAAAAUUUGUAUAAUUUAUGCAAGUACCUAGCAAGUCAAAAAGUGGCAUGUAGUAAACAGACAUUCCCAGAUUAUAUCCCUCACUUGGAACGUGCAAUGACUAUUCUAGAAAAGCUAUAUGGGAAUGAAAUAGCCACUGUUGUUCAGUCAGCUAUCUCUGAAUUUACACAAAACUCAACAGUUGAUUCAGAAAAACUACUUAAGGAAUAUUCACCGAGUUCCAGAACAACUGAAUACAGUUUAUUACUUCUUGGUUUAGAUACGCUAUGGAUUUUAAUUGUUGCUAUUCGAGCUGGAACUGGUCCAUCAACAAACUUAGUUGGAUCAAUUAGUUCAUCAGGUUCGACAAUAACUAAAAGAAGUCAAAGUAUUUCAUCGACUGGUCAUUCAGCGCCAGCUGCUCUUGUAUCAACACGUUCGCCAUGUGUAGAUCGAUGGUUAAUAAGUCAGGAUAAACGGUUACUGGCUUGGUGUAUUGCUGUGACCGAAGGAUAUCCUGGUAUUAGCUUAACAAAUUUUACACAUUCAUGGCGUGAUGGUUUAGCAUUUCUAGCUAUAGCACAUCAAAUUAGGUCGGAAUUGUUUACGUUUGAAUCUCGAUUAGAAAAAACACCAAAUCAAAAUUUAUCACUUGCAUUUCAUUUAGCAACAGCUGAAUUCGCCACUCCAAGACUACUAGAACCGGUGGAUAUGCGUCAUGAGAAUAUUGAUGCUAGAUCGACUGCCGUUUAUCUCUUAGAAUUACGUAAAGCGGUUGAAAGAGAUAGAAAGCGUCGUUCUAGAGGUAUUCUAGAAAUACAAACAGCUGCUAUGAUUCAUGGACAGUCAAAUGAAGAACCAAAUGUUAUAGUCGAAAGUCGAUGUUCACCAACAUCAACAUGUAGUACGUCGGAAACUUCUUGGCUUGAUGAUGAAGUUGAAGGUGAUUCGGAUGACGAAACUGGUGAUAUAAAUCGUCUACCUGAUCCUGAUCAUUUUGGUACAGUAAUUGAAACCACAUUAGCGUGGUUAUUAGCUAUGGAAGAACAAUUUGGGCAAAACGAUCUACAAGAGGAUCCGCGUAAUUUUACGAAUAACAGUUAUACAAUGACUAAAAAUGAUCAGUUACAAUCAGUGCAUAAUGAAGAAGAUAAAAAUUUUAUUCUGCGUCUUCAAAGAGCCAACUCAAAUGAAACAACAUUAAUGCAUGCAGCAAUUUUAAAAAACAUUGAUGAAGCCAGAGAUAAGUUUGAAACACAUGAGGAUUUAACUGCUCAUUUAUCCCGCCGUCAAAUGGCUGUUGGACGAUGUCUACGUCUUGGUAACCGUUUAAUAAAAACCCAUGAAAACUUAGAUAAUAUUCUGAAAAAUAAUGAAAUGUUCAGUCAAAAGGAAUCAAACAGUGUUCGAACUGGUGUUGAUGCUAGCGAUGAAGAGAGUUCUGAGAAUACAGAGGAAAAACAAAGACAAAUAUCUAUACAGCAAAAACUUCGUGAAUUAGAUCCUGCUGUUAUUCAACGACAAACUGUAUUAUUAGCAACAAGAUGGAAUAAUCUAUGUCGUUUAAAUACUGCUGUAGGUAAACGUAUAACAGCAAGUUUACUUAGACGACAAACUAUGCUUUUAAGUGCUAUACGUAUACAGUUAGAUAAAUUGGAAAAUGAGCAAACUCUUCAAUUGAAUCAACAAAUUGGUCCGUCAAUUGCUGAUAUUAAAAAGCAGUUAGAAGCAAAUCGAUGUUUAGAACAAUUAAUUGAAUCUGGUGAAGCAUUGGCAGAACGCUUAGAUAAUUUCAUAACUAUUGUACCACAAAAAGCAACAGAUAAUGAAGAUAAUUAUACGAAUGAACGUGGUAUAGAAAAUGUGAUAGCUGAAUUAGCUACUCGUUGGAGUCGUUUAGUUAGUUGGGUAAAUACACGUUAUGCAUGUUUACAAAAUGUUUUACUAUAUUGGAGACAUUUCGAAGAGGAAGCAAAUGUUUUAUCUGAUUGGUUAGAUGAGCGUACAGACGAAGUGACUAAAACAGUUGCAAAUUUAAUCCCAUCAGUACCAAAUCAUCAUUCGAAUAAUAUAUUAACAAUUUCACAUUCACGACAUAGUUCAUUUGGUAAUGAUGUGGAAUUGAAUGAACAAAAAUUAACUAACUAUAAAUUACUUGAAAGAGCUGGAUCCAGUGGCAGUUCAGUUAUGCAAACACAAGAUAGUAUGGAAAGAAUUACUGUAUCAAAAGAUAAUUUAAAUCGUGAUAGUUUACAACAAAUGGUCUUAAAUCAAAAUGAUGCAGAAAUGGAAGCCAUAGAUGCUUGUUUAUCACCGCACGAAUCCCGGUGGGCACAACUACUCGCCAGCUUAGAUCGUCGUGCACAAGCUAUACGUGAAGCUUGUGGUGAUACAGACAGUGUUAGUCGUCUAGUUGAAAAAAUUGUCGAUCAAUUAGUAUCACGUUGGAGUCAACUACGUGAUCCGCAAAUCAAUUGUGAAGAUUGGCCAGAGAAAGAUAUAACAGAUAUUGAGAAGUACGUUGAAUCUACAACUAAAAAAGGUCUAUUGAAUAACAUUCCAAAUAGCUCUUUAAGAAAUCAAGAGAAUUCACAGUCAGAAGCUAAACGAUCAAUAGAAAGUGGUCAUCUCACGAUUCAUAAAGCAACAAAAGUUUCGCGUUUUGACAUGCAACCUCCACCGUCGCCAACUGGUUAUCGUGCGGAAUUUGAGUCCAAAGCUGAAGAACUAUUAAACUGGUUGGAUAAUAGUGCAGAGAUUUUAGAAUUAAUCACAAUGGAUAAACGUCGUGCACUUGAAGCCAGUGGACAAACUCAAGUUUUAGGUCGACAUAUUAUAUCACCUCAUUCUGAAAAAAAUGAUGGUGUCGAUGUUGAUGAUGGUGACGAUGAUGCGAUCAGAGUGAUUGAUCGUGUAACCAAGGAACUUGAAGACUGGCGGCAUAUAAAACAACGUAUCCUACUCCUAGGAGAGCAAUAUCGCGAUGAAUUAUCACAAGCCGGCGAAAAUAUUGAAGAACUCGAUCAACUAUUUGAUGAGAUCGAAGAAAGGUGGACAUAUCUUGAUAAAUUACUCAUCGAAGCAAAUCGUCAAAUGAGAAUUUCCAAUCAAAGUGUUGAAUUUCAACAGGAGGCAGCUAAAAUACACGCAUUACUAACUCGAUCAAAAGAAGAUGAAUUAUUAAAAUUGAAAAAUGAAGAAGAUUUAAAAGAAAUUCCAGAAUCUAAAUUAUUUACUAACGAAAUGAAGUCUCAAUCCGGUAAUGAAUCAGAGAUUGAUAUUGCAAAUAUUAAUGAAAGAUUUGAAGAUAUUAAAUUACUAAUUGUUCAAGUGAAAGAUGUCAUUUCUCAACCAAUUACCAUUGGUCAUCCUGAAGAUGCUGAUGAACAACUUGCCACUUUAAAUAAAAUGGUUAAGGAUUUUGAAGCUACAAGCGAAUUUCUUGCUAAUUGGGAAAUAAAUUCAGCAAAUCAUCUGGAAUUAUCCUCAUCCUCACCAUCUUCAUCUGUCAAAUGGAAUGAAACAUUAAAAGAUUUACGUGAACAAUAUAAAACUGUUUGUGCAAAUUUAAAUACGCGAAUUGAUUUUCUACAAGAUUUAUCAGAGCAACAUGAAUUAUUUUUGAAUCAAUUUGAAGGAAUCGAAAAAUGGCUUGCAGAUAUGACAGAUUAUUUGGAUUCAGUAUCAAGAGCACACUUACCAUCAGUACCAGUUAUUCAAGCCCAACUACAGGAAAGUUGUGAAGCAUUAAAUGAUAUGAAAACAUUAAAGCCAACUUUACAAAAAGUUGACGAAGUUGCUCACAGACUUUUGGAGUACUUUAGUCCAGCUUAUGCUGAACUUACCACUAAUCGACUUCAAUCAUUACACAAUGAUUGGAAUGAAGUGAGAAAUUUAACAAAGUCAAAUCGAGAUCAUUUAAGAGCUAAACUAGCUGAAGCCAAUAGUUCAACAAUGAUAAGUAGAAAUCAAGAAUUUCCUGGUACAACAAUACUAUCAAAUUUAUCUUCAUCAGCGACAACUUUAAUUAAUACCCAUGUAACGUGUAAAAAUGAUUCAGCUGAUCGAUUAAUUACAAACAAUAAUACAAGUACAACUAAUAAUAAUAAUAACACUCCAUUAUCUACAUCAACUACUGAAUUUUCAACAACUGGUAGUUCAACAAUAUUGUCUCCAACUACAACUCCUUCUACUAUUGCCACUGUAUCAAAUGCUGUACAAGUAGAUAUUGCAAAGUUGGAGGUUUGGAUGCAUCAAUCAAAAGAACAAUUAUCACAAUUUUCCAUCAUAAAUGAUCCAAAUGAUUUGAAAAAACUGGAAAAUGUUAUCAAGGUGAUUAGUGAUAAAAUCAUUGAGAAUCGACCAAUUUUAGCUGCAAUAGAUACAUGCAGCGCUGUCAGUAUAACAGGUCAACCUAUUUUAGACACUGAAGCCUUACUAACAAAAGCUCAUUUUGCUGAUUUAGAAUCAGCUGUCGCCGCAGAACGAGAACGCUUAAUGGCGGCAAUUUAUCAUUUAGAUGAUUUUAAAACUGUAUUGAAUAGUGAAAAACGAUGGUUUGAAACUGUUAGAACAAAUAAUGAACGUGUUAAAAAUAGUAAUUAUUCAGAAAUUAGUGAAAUAACUGAUGAUUUAGAAUCCCUUGACAGAUUAUCAAGAGAACACACAAUUGAUGAUGAAGAGCGCUUAAAUAAAUUAGCUAAUGCAUUACAUGAAUCAUGCGUUAUGGGUAGUGCAGUAAUGAAAGAACUUGAAAUGUAUAAAACAGAACUAACCUUAGUUAAGGUUGAAAUUGAUUCUACAACUGCUUAUCUUCAAAGUUUACUUGAUCAAUUACGUUCAGUGGAUGAACGUGUUAUGGAAAUUGAGACUAGUUUAUUGAACAUUGAAGAUGAUUUGGAUAACUACUUUUUCAAUACACAAUCUACCGGUGACAUCAGUGUAUUAACAGAUAAAUUGCAAGCACGUAUAAAAAGUGCAAAUAAUUUAAUCAAAGAUCUAGAUGAAAUGAUUGAAUAUAAUUCGUUACAUUCAUAUACUGAUUGUUUGACCAAUCGACUAGAAAGUUAUAAAGCUCAAUUACAGGAACGUGUUGAACCAUUGAGUAAAAUCUUACCUCAACUAUCAAAUCCUUCAGUUCAUCAGUCAAAAUUAAAUAAAUUAAACAUGGAAUUAAAACAAAUUGAAAACAAACUUUGUAGGCUAGAUGUUAUAUCUGUGGAUCCAGAAGAUAUUAAAGCAGCAGUUAGUAGUGGACGAACAAUGCUUGCAACAUUGAAUGAAUUAAAAACUGAUUUAUUAAAUAUUAUGGAUAGUGAGGAAUCAUUAUAUACUAAUGAAAAAUUAAACAAUGAAUGUUUAAGCAUGUUAUCUGAAAAACAUAAUCAAUUAGUCUUACAAAUUUUAUCUGGAUUAGAACGUUUAGAUAAAGCUUUACCAUUAAUUGAAGAAUUAGAACAGCUUAUGUCACAAAUUAAUGAAAAUUUGUUAAGUGUUGAAGAAGUAACCGAUUACUUAGAAACAGCUGAUUGUCCUGUAUCAAGAAAAGAUUUGAUUCAAAAAAUUUAUCUACAGUUAACACAUUUAUGCCAAGAGAAUGGUACAGUUGCUCAAAUUAGACAAGUAGCUAAUAAAUUGAAGUUAUUGACACCAGAAGACAAACCAGAGUUAACUGCUGAAUUAUUUAAUGAAAUCGAAGACCAUUUACAUAGAGUGAUCAUGGCUAAAGAAAUAUUUCAAUCACAAAUGGAUGAAGUAGAAAAAGAUACGAAAUGUAAUGAAUUAUUAGAAAAUUCUAUAAACCAACUGAAAUUACGCAAUAUUCAUACACCUGAAUUAAUUGAUAAACUUACGGCUGAUGUCUAUUCAAAUCCAACGAUCAAGAAAUCAUCCGGUGAUUACUUAUUAUCAAUUAAUCGUUUAAUUGAUAAUCUUUUAAAAUCUGACGCACAAAUUUCACCAACAUUACAGAAUUUAGCUCGAGAAAUACGGAUACAUUUCAAUGGAAUUAUAAAUUUUAAUUGUUAUUGUUUGGGAACCAGUGGACAAUUGUCUUUAUCACAAACUGAUUCAUGUAACGACGACUAUCAGUAUUGUUCAGACAAUAUGGUUCUUGAAACUUCAAUCUCUGAAAGGAAAACUUUGUUACAGACCUACUUCAAAUUUACAGAAUCUUUAUUCGCACAACAAAGAUUAUAUCUGGAAGCACGACUAAGAGAUUUAAUUGUGACCGGUGGAAAUACUAACUCAUCUGACCGACUUGAAGAUUUGUUAAAUUUGCAGAGUUUAUGGUAUGAAACCAAUGAAAAAUUGGAUAAAAAAUUUCAUAAAGCAACUCUACUAGAAGAGCAACUUAGUACAGCGCAACAGUUAUUAAUUGAUUAUACCAAGACUCCAACAACUGAAAUUUAUAAUCAAUGUAUCAAGUUAUUAACAGAAUUAGAACAAACUUAUCAUUGGAAAUUAACUUUAGAUAAAGAACGAUUAAAAUAUAAAGAUUAUUUAGAUAUGAAUUAUAUUGAUUUAAGAAAUAAAUUUAUUACUGAUGAUUAUAUUAUAUUAAACGAUGAAUUAUUAAAUAUAUAUGAAAAACAAUUACAAUGUACAAAUCGUUUAUUAAAUUGUAUACAAAAUGAUUUGAAAUGUUGCCAUGAUGGUUUAACUUCACAACUUGGUGCAUAUAUAGAUACUUUAGAAAGUGAAUUACAAACGUGUAAUAAAUCUCUAAUGGAUUCAGCAAAAAUCCUUCAAGAGAUUAACGAUUAUAUAAAAUUGAAACGAAAAAGUCAAACAAAUCAAAUACACUCUGAAAAUUCAGAAAAUAUUAAUGUUCUUGAGCAAGAUAAUGAUGAAAUAGUUUGGUUGAAAGUUUUACUAUCAACACAAAAAAACCGCUUAGAUACCUACAAUAAUGAAUUUGAAUUGAAUAAGAAUGAUUGGCUUAAACGUUAUCAAUUAUGGCAAUCAUUUAAUGAACGAUUAAGAGAUUUAAAAAUGACAACUAACCAUUUGCUGAAAUUACAAGACGAAGACAACCAGAUAGAACUCUCAAAUAUUGAGAAUAAAAUUAAAGACACAUGUAUAGAAUUCGCCUCACUUCGACAACAUAGUUCCAAGUUAAUUAGUAUGAAUUCAACACGUGUCAAAACACCUGUUAAACAAUAUUCAUUACCGUCUAGUACUGGGAUAUCUUCAAUAAUAACAAGUUCAACAUUUACGGGAGAAUUAGACUCAAUAGCAACAAGUUCAAAGAGUUCCAAUGAUGAAAAUGAACUAACAACAGAAGAUAUUUACAAUAAUGAUAAACCACCAACAGUUCCACCUCGUCGGCAUAGUCUUUAUCGUGGACAUACUAUUCAGUCAAUAGAACAUGAUCAUGAAUUCGUAAGAUAUGAAUUGAAUAGAUUAGAAAAUGAAUUACUUAGUUUGUGUCGUAAAUAUGGAACAUUGAACUACGUAACACAACCUAUGGCUGAUAAGAAAACCUCAAAUACAACAAUUUAUCCAGAGAAAUUAGUCAGUGAAUUAAAUCCAUCACAACAAAUCACUAACAAAUCACUAUCUAAUGAGAAUAACACUGACCAAAACAAUAAGAAUAACAAACCUUUCAAUCAAGUAUUUCCAGUCAAAGAGGUUCCAGUUAAUUUCGAACACUCAUCUACAUCAACAGUAACCAACGGCAAGGAGGUAAAUGACCAAACUGUCCAAUCAGAUGAUAUAAGAACAUGUUUAACUGGAUUAAAUGAAUCUAUUGAUUGGUUUAUUCAUGAGUCUUGUUUAGUUCCAGUAAAUAUCUCUGAAUAUAUAGAUAGUGGAAAGAAAUUAGAUGAUUACUUUAUGAACGAUCGUUUCUGGUGUAUAAAAUCACAAACUAAUCAAUCUUCGAGUAGUAAUGAUACAGAUAAUAUACGAAUUGAAGUCAAUAAUAACUAUGUACAAUCGAAAUUGAAAGAACUUCAUGAACUGAUCGAUAGUUUGCCGAAAAGAAGUACCAAGAUUAAAUUAUAUCAAAAAGAAUGUGAAGCAUUAAUUAAACAGUUCCCUACAGAGGAUACUAGUCGGAUACGUGCUGACAUGGAACAAACAAUAAAACGUUGGAAUGAAUUAGAAAAAUCAAUUAAAAAAACUAAAACUCUCUAUCUUCAUGAAGCAUUACCACAAGUACAUGAUCAUUUUAAAGAACAACAAACUAAAUUAAAAGAUCGAAGAACAUCCAGUUCAGAUGGUAUACGUAAACCAACAUUAAAUGAACAAUUAGAAAUGAUAGAGAAUAAAUUUAAUCAAAUAUCUAAACUUGAAGCAGAAUUAAAUCAAUCUGGUUCAAAUAUGGAUAAUCAAUUAUUAAUUGAAAAAAGAGCACAUCUUGUUACAGAAUCACAAACACUACAAGCAGAAAUUAAUAUGAUCGCUACACAAAUAGCCAGUAGUGCAAAAUCUUCAGCACAAGCAUUAAAUGUUUUGCCUAAUCAAGAAUUUUUCAGACGUUUACGUCAGUUAAGAGAUAAAAUUGCCAAUUUACGACGAACGAUGCAGUUGAAUUCUAACCAGUCACAUUUAUAUUUAACGAAAUUAAAAAAAUUAAAUGAUUGGUUAUCACAUAGAGAUGCUGCAUUUCAUGAAAUUCUUGUACCGAUUCAAGGAGAUAUGGGUAAUGUAAUCAGCUUGAGAGAAAAGUUAUUGGGUUUAUUUCAAGAACUUAAUACAAAUCGCUUACAAAUUGAAGAAAUUUUAUGCCAUCAUAAUACACAACAUGAUAAUGUAAAUCAAAAUAAAUUAAAUGUUUCAAAUGAACGUGAAACAGAAAUCGAUUCCGAUUUAUCCGAUUCAGGAUGUAAAAAUAAUAUAGAAGAUAGUAAUUUACGAACUAAUCGUCGUAUAACACGUCAUUUAUAUCAUUUAAAGAAAAAAUGGUUAAAUUUAAACAAUAAUAUGUUAGAUUUUAAAUGUCAGCUUGAUGGUAUAUGGGAGCGUCUAUCCAAUUUUAAUUCAUUGUUAAAUGAUGCUGUAGCUCAAGUGAAAAGUGCUGAAUCUGUAACAUUGAAAUGGAUCCCUAUAGAGUUUUUACCAAGUGAACAUAUAAAAACUGAAUUAGAUCAAACAAAGUCUUUUUAUGAAGCAUGUGAACCAUUGGCUCAUUCACUGGACAGCUUAGAACGACAAGUACUUCAAUUACAAGAAAUACAAGUACAAAUCGAACCAAAACUACGUGUACAGUUAAAUUGUAUCAGAAAUGAGUUUGAAAGAAUACGUGUUAUUACACAAACUCGAAUUCAUCAACUUAAUCAAAGUUUAUCAGCACUACAAAUGAUGCCACAAAGACCGAAAUAUCAAACUGUUACACGUAAUUCUUCUCAACGUACUCAAGGAUCACGUCAUGAAGCUAUAGAACCAGUUGAUCAAACUAUCCCAGCGACUUCAGGACAAUUAAAAAAUGUUCCAUUACACGAUUCUGUUCGUUUACCGUGGGAAAGAUGUGUUCAUCCAUCUGGUACACAAGUUCCAUAUUAUAAAAAUCAUGAAACGCAAGAAACUCAGUGGGAUCAUCCAAUUUUAUGUGAUCUGAUGAAAUCUAUGAAACAAUUUAAUACUGUUCGUUUUUCUGAUUAUCGAACUGGUUUAAAACUACGUCGUUUACAAAAAGAAUUAUGUUUUGAUUCGAUAAGUAUCUCAAUUGUUGCCGAGAGUUUAAAACAUAUUGGCCAUUCACAGACAUUAAGUAAUCCUAUACUUGGUCAACAAACAACUGAUCCAUUUGAUCGUAUGAUAACAGUACCUCAAAUUAUUGAUUAUUUGCUACAAUUGUUUAAUCAUACAAGAACUUUAUACGGAUUAAAUAAUCAUAAUCAAAAAUCUACAACUGAUAGUUCUUAUGGACAUAAUUCUGGAGUUGAUGUAGAUAGUUUGAAAGUAAAUGAAUCAUGUUUAAAUAAUAUUCAUGGUUCUAAUUCCAACUUAAAGGAUCAUAUUAAUGAACCCUAUUCAACACUGCCAGGUUCACGACCUUCCGAUUGUGAAUUAAAAUCAAGCACAAUUGAAUCACAAAAUCAUUCAAGAAAUUGUAUGGGAAGUUUUCUGCGUUCAUCUUCAACAACACGUCCAAAUAAAUCAAUAUUAUUUUCUUCACCAUCAACUGAACCUGAAAACAGUAGAAAAUUGACUAAAACUCCUGUUCGUGAUCCAGGCUGUCAUACAAUAGAAAAUGAAAAUACAUUAAGUGAGGAUAAUCGAAGUUCUAGUCUACCUGUGUGCACAAUUAUGCAAGUUAACAAUUAUAAUAACAAUAAAGAUAUGAAUAGUAUUAAUCGUGGUCGACGAAAUACAAUGAGACGUAGAAAGCAUUAUUUAAUUGGUUCAAUUAAACGUCCAGUGAAUGUAUGCGUUGAUCUUAUAUUGAAUUGGUUAUUAAAUGUUUAUGACCGAAUGCGAUGUGGUACCAUUCGUGUUCUAUCAUUCAAAGUAGCAUUGGCUUUAAUGUCAAUGGCAAAUUUAGACGAGAAAUAUCGAUAUCUAUUCAGUUUGAUAUCUGAUCGUGAUGGUUGCGUAGAUGAGCAACGACUAGGUGCUCUACUGUAUGAAUGUGUACUUAUUCCACGUAAUCUUGGUGAAACUGGACAGUUUGGAAAUGAAGAUUUUAAUCAAUAUGUAAAAACGUGUUUCCAACAAGUCCUUGAAAUUUCAAAGCAUUCGGAUAAAAUAGAUGGAACUUUAACAUAUCAUUCUAAACCUACUGCAAGGAUUGUUCAUUUCUUGACAUGGCUUCGUUUAAAUCCACAAAUGUUGACGUGGUUACCAUUAUUACAUCGUCUUGCUUUAUCUGAGCAAGUAAUUCAUCACAUACGUUGUAGUGUAUGCCAUAAUCAACCUCUUAUUGGGCUUCGAUAUCGUUGUCUACGUUGUCUAAAUUUUGACAUGUGUCAGCAAUGCUUUUUCGCUGGAAGAACAUCUCGAAAUCAUAAGCUUACGCAUCCAAUGCAAGAGUAUUGUAGUCAUUCUACAUCUACAGAUUCAUUUAAAGAUUUUACACGAAUUGUAAGAAAUCGUUUUCGAUCCAGAGAUCGUUUAAAUGAUGAAAAUGAACGUCGUAAAAUUAAUAAUACAAAUGGUCAAAAAGUCAGACGAUCCAGUACAAGUCGUACAAGAUGUAAACGUAAUAGUUUGAAUAGUUUUGAUGAAGAUAAACCUCGUCCAGCACCAACUUACAGUCAAGAUCCAUUCUCUGAUUUUGCAGAAUAUCAAAAUUUAGACACUCCGUUUGUUAAUGAUCAGAAAUGCCCAUAUCGAAAUUCGAUCUCGAAUACACAAUCAGCUCAACAUUAUUUUCUGAACGAGACAAGUAAUAAUUACAACAACAACAAUAAUAAUAAUCAACAUCCUAUUCCAAGUUGUAGACCAUUAUCAAAUGUAGCUAUGCCUUCAAAUCAAUAUUCAAUGCCACCGCGUGCAUCUUCUGAUACUCAAUCAUCAAUAUUUAAAUUGUCUACAACGAAUACCAAAUAUUUUACCACUUACACAACUAAUAAAUUACAUGAUCUAACCUAA